AUGCCUCUGGACCUGUAUUACUUCCUGCCGAGUCCCCCGUGCCGCGCCGUCCUCUUGGCGGGCAAGGCCGUCGGCGUCCGGCUGAACCUCCUGGAAGUCUGCCUCCUCACCGGCGACAAGACUCCCGAGUUCCGCGAGGUGCGCAGAGUGAAUCCCUUGCAGACCGUCCCCACCCUCAACGACGAUGGAUUCAUUCUCUACGAAAGCCGGGCAAUCAUGCGUUACCUGUUCAACGCGUACGGGAAGGACGAUUCCCUGUACCCGACGGAUCCGAGGGCUCGAGCCAUCGUCGAUCAACGCCUGGACUUCGACGCCGGGACUCUCAUCGAGAAGUGGAGAGGAUGCGUGAGACCAGUGAUCCACUGGAACGCGAAGUCCAUCUCGGACGACGCCAAGAAGCAGCUGAAAGAGAUCUUCCAGGUCCUCGAUGGAUUCAUCGAGGCGUGCGGUGGCUACUGCGCCGGGGAUCAUCUCACCCUGGCCGAUUUUUCCAUCAUUCCGAUCGUCUCCGGCGCCGAGAUGAGUCAUAGACGCAGCGGGAAAUUUCCCCGAAUUUUGCUGGAUUCAAAUUCUUCAUCGCGAUGCGGAAAGGGACUCGAACUCGUUGACCUAUCCGAGAUGAAGCACCUGAGCGAAUGGCUGGCCAGAUGCAAGCAGGAAAUGCCGGGCUACGAGGAAACCAACGGGAAGGGGACCGAUGCCUUCGUUCAGAUUGUUCGCAGCAAAAUGGCUGUUUGA
This is a messenger RNA of Darwinula stevensoni, 738 nucleotides long. The record is from the annotation of a GenBank genome assembly. Lineage: Eukaryota; Metazoa; Arthropoda; Ostracoda; Podocopida; Darwinulidae.